AUGAUGAGACGGAGAAGCGUUUACAAUUUCGAUCAGGAGAAGCAUGGCUAUUUAAUGAAUCAUAUUUCUUGGCUUAAUUUUAUGAGCUUUAAUUGGAUAACACAACUUUUAAGAUGUUUUAAAAAUGAUGAUUUUAUAUUACCUUGUAUUGAAGAAACGAAUUCUAUAGAAUAUUAUAGCAAUAAUCUCAAUAAGAAUGUUAGAAAUAUACAGUUAAAGAAAUAUAAUAAAUAUAAUAAAUAUAAUAAAUAUAAAAAUAAUUGUUGUAAUAAUAACAAUAUUAAUGAUGGUAAUAGAAGUUGUUGUGAGUGUUCAUCAAAGAAAAGGAAAAAAAAUAAUAUUAAUAAUAAGACAGAAGAUUAUUUUUCAAAGAGUAAUACUAUUACAUAUGCAGUUUUAAAAACAUUUAAAAAAUAUUUAAGUUUAAUUAGUUUCUUUCAUAUAAUACAUACCAUAUUUCUAAUAUUUGUUGCUGUUUGUAUUGAGAAAUAUGUCUUAUUAAUAAAAGGUGGUUCAAAUGUUAUAACGUUACCAUUUGGAUACAAAUAUUCUAAGAUAUUAUUUGGAUUUAUAGUUAUAUCAGUAAUUUGCAUUAGUCAGUUUUUUGAUGCCGUCCUUUGUUAUUAUGACUUUAGAUUAAGAGUUAAUAUGGAGGUUACGGUCAUGUAUUUUCUAUAUAAAAUAACCCUAGGUAAUUUCAACAAUCGGUUAAUUAAUAGAAAUGAUUUUGUUGAUAAAAAUUGUAAGGAUGGUGGUACUGAUAUGGGUGAUAUAUAUAAGAAUGACCAACCUAAACAACAUUACAAACAUAUUAGAGAUGACGAUUUGAUUAUUCAGAAUGAAGAUUGUAAAAACUCAACAAACAGUACGACUUAUAUUAAAAAUGGUGAGAAUCAAAUGAGUCAUAUAAACGAUUUUUCAAGCAUAAACAAUAUGUCGAUUACUAAUAAUAUGUCGUAUGUACAUAAUUUAUCGAGCAUGCAAAACCAAGAUGAGAAUAACAGUAAUAAAGUGUCUAGCAUGGAUAGUAAUACAAACGAUAUGAGCAAAACAACUUGUUUAACAUGCACAGGUUCAGAAUUUAAUAAAGAGGAGAAAAAAGAACUUUUAGAAGAAGAAAAGAAAAAAGAUAAAGAAGUAUUUGAUAUAAGUAUAUAUAAUAUUAUGUUUAUAGAUACACCUUUUUUAAUAUAUUUUAUAACAGCAUUAAUUGAAUUAGUUAAUAUGAUAUUAAAAUUUAUUAUAUCUUUUUAUAUGUUUCAUUAUAAAAUGGGUAGUGCAGCUGUAUUAAACGGUGCUUUGUUAAUUAUAAUAAUGUAUGGAUUAAUGUUUGCAUUUGAAUUUUCAUCGAGCUUAUUUAAAUUGAAAUAUUUAAAAUAUCGUGAUACAAGAAUUAGUAAUAUGCAUCAUAUAUUAAAAGAAUUCAAAUUAAUGAAAAUAUUUAAUUGGGAAUCUAUAGCAUUUGACUAUGUAAAUAUGUUUAGAAUAAAAGAAAUGAGGAUAUGCAAAAUAAGAACAUAUUUAAGUUCUUUAAGUAAUUAUAUUAAUAAUAUAUCUGUAAAUAUUGUAGAAGUAGCUAUUUUCUUUUUUUAUAUAAGAAGUGAAUUAAAAAGUAAUAAAACAGUCAGCUUCAGUUCUUUAAUUACACCUCUUUUUGUAUAUAAAUCAUUAAUAUCAGGUGUAUCUAAUUUUCCAAAUAUUAUAAAUAAUUUAAUAGAAGGUGCUAUAAAUAUUAAACGUAUUAAUAGAUAUAUAACUUAUUAUUUAUUUAAUAAUGAUAUAAAUGAUUAUUUUGAACAAAAAUUAUUAAGUGCUAAUAAAAAUAAGGCAAACCGCACAAAAAAAAAAAAUGGUAAUGAUGAUCAUUUUUAUGAUGACAAUUAUUAUUAUGAUGAUGAUGAUUAUUAUGAUGAUGAUGAUUAUGAUUAUGAUGAUGAUCAUUUUUAUGAUCAUGAUAAUCUUUAUAGUGACAAUAACAUGGACUACAAUAUAACCAUCAAUAAUAAAAAUAAUUGUAAAUCCAAACAAGGAAAAAAAAAUAAAAUGUUUUCAAAAAAUAAUUAUUUAAAUCAUGAUGAAGGAACCAUGCAAAGUUUUUACAAUUUCUUGGAUACACACAAAUAUAAAAAAAAAAAAAAUAUAAUAGAAAAAAAAAAUGAUACCCAAAAUAUAACAAAUAAAAAUGAGGAGAUACAAAGAUGUAAUAGUAAUUCAUCCAAUUGUAAUAACAAUAAUUAUUCUGUAAGUGAAAGUGAUAAUUUAUUAUUUGAAAAGAAAAAAAGAAAAGACUCCUAUUCAAAAAACAAAUUUGUUAAUAAUGAUAAUAUAGUGAUAUGCAUGAAAAAUUGUUAUUUCGCAUCCAAAAAUAAUGAUGAUUAUAUUUUAAAAAAUAUAAAUUUCAUAUUAAAAAAUAAUUCUGUUGCUAUUAUAGUUGGAAAUGUGGGAUGUGGAAAGACAAUUUUUUUUAAUUCAUUAUUAGGUCAAUUUAAAUUAGAAUGUGGUAGUUUUUAUUUAAAAAAUUAUAUAUAUAAUUAUAUGCCUAUUUUAUAUGUACCACAAUUUAAUUGGGUGUCUCUAGGUAGUAUAAGAUCUAUGAUAUUGUUUGGAAAUAAAUAUGAUGAAUCUAUUUAUUAUGAUGUCAUAGUAAAAAGUGAAUUAUAUCAUGAUAUAAUAACUUUUAAAAAAAAAGACAUGAGAUAUAUAAGUGACGAACAUAGCUUGAGUAAAGGGCAAAAAGCUAGAAUUUGUUUAGCUAGAGCAUUAUAUCAUCAUUAUUUACAUAGAAAGCGUAUGAAUCAAUAUUAUGAGAACAAUGAAAUAAUAAAUGAUAAAAUAAAAAGAACAUCUUUAAAAAAUAAUGAUAAUCAUCACAAUGUAGUGAAAUCUAAUCAUAAUGUUCAUCCGAUUCAUAAUAAUCACAAUGAAGAUAAUAAAGAAUCAUAUAAAAAUAAUUCCAUUCACAACAUUAAAGAAGAAAGAAAUAUAUCUUAUUUAUACCUAUUGGAUGAUGUAUUCACAUCUCUAGAUCCAUGUAUUUCCAAAGAUAUCUUUUAUAAUUUAUUUUGUGACAAUGAAAAGAUACAACAUUUUAAAAAUAACAGUAGUUUUGUUUUAUCUAUAAGUGAAAUUAUAUUAAAUAGUUUUAUAUCAAGUAGUUGUAUUCUUAAUAAUAUACAAUAUGAUGUGUCAAUAUAUAAGUUAGAAAACAAUACACUACAUUAUGAGGGCACUUUAUUAGAUUAUAUAAAAAAAAGUAAUAUAGUAGUAAAGGAAGAUAUUAUUCAAACGAAUAAACAAAGUGAAAAAAAAAAAAGUUUAUCAUAUGACCAAGUCAAAUCAAUGUUGAGUUAUAAUGACGAUUAUCAUUAUUGGAAUUGUUCAAAAAAAAAGAGUGUCACUGAAAAGAUGGAUAUCUACAAGAAUAAUAUUAAUGAUAAAGAUAAUACUAAUAAGGAAGUGCUUUCAUGUGAAAUAAAAACAGAAAAGCAAUGUAACAAAAUGGAUUCUAGUGAAGACAAUUUAGACAAACAUAAAAAUAAUAAUAGUAAUAAUAAUAAUAAUAAUAAUAGUAAUAAUUAUGAUAAUAAUAAUUAUAAUUAUUUUAAUAAACCAAGUGGACUUAAAAAAAUACCAAGUGGAGAUAUAAAAUAUAACAAAUUUAUGGUAUUAAAACAAUUGAAAACAAUUUAUUCCUUCAAAACUAUUUAUUCUUUCAAUACAGAAGAAACAAAUGAUCUUGAAAAUAAGAAAAUAUAUUGUAGAACAUAUACUAAGGUUAUUCAGAAUUAUGAUAAUGAUUGUUUAGAAAAAAAGAAAAGCUUUAGAAAUUAUAAAAGUAUUAAUAGUUAUAAUGAGAUUUUAAUUAAAGAGAAUAAAGAUUUGUGUGAUGAUAAAUGGUUUGAAAAUGAUUAUAUGGAUGAAUAUGAAAAAAUAAAAAAGACUGUUUUAUCUCAAUUGAAAUAUAAUUAUUAUAUAUCUUGUGAUUAUAAUAAUAAUGAUAAUAAUGAUUAUAAUGAAGAAUUAAAAUUUCGAGGAAAUAUAAAAUUAGAAACAUUUUGGUGGUAUUUAAAAAAGAUUGGAAGACCUUUAAUUAUUGUUAUUAUUAUAUUUAUGUUAAUAUCUAUAUUUACUGAUGAAAUAAAAAAUUUAAUAUUAUUUUUAGCUAGUACAAUAUUAAAAAGUGGUGAUAAAAAAGAUGAAGAAGUUUUAAAUCAGCAAUUAGUAUAUUUAAAUUAUUUUAUAUUAUUACCAUCCAUAUCUUUAUUAACAACAUUAGUAUGUUUCAUGUUAAUAGCACAUGGAAUUGUUAAAUCAGCUAUAAAAGUACACACAGAAGUAUUGCUUAGUAUAUUAUAUGCCCCUAUACAUGCAUUUUAUAGUAAUAAUCUUGGUAAUAUAAUUAAUAAAUUUAUAACAGAUGUAAAUAUAUUAGAUAAUGGAAUAAUUAAAAGAAUUUAUAAAACAUUUUAUACACUCUUUAGAUUUUUAUUUACACUCUUUUUAUUAAUAUAUAUGGUUAAAUAUACUAUUGUUAUAUUUCCAUUUAUUAUGUUAAUUAUAUAUUUUUUUGUAUUUAAUAAAUAUUCUAAAGGAUGUAAAGAAGCACAAAGAGGAUUUUUAGCAUCGCAUGCACCUUUAUGUACCAUUUAUAGUAAUACUAUAAUAGGAAAGGAUGUUAUUAAUUUAUAUAAAAAAAAUAAAUAUUUUCUAACAUUAUAUAAAGAAAAAAUAUUUGAUUUUAGAAAUUACACUAUAUUUAAGUGGUCAAUAACUAUAUGGGCAUCUUUAUAUGUACAGUUAAUAGUUUUAGCUUUAACCUUUUUUUAUAUCAUAUAUCCCCAUUUCUUUUUUAAACAUUCAAAACAAGAGCAUGAUAUUAACUAUGAAAAAGAAGCAAGUACCAUAGGUUAUUGUAUCACUUUUUCAUGUAGUCUUGGUUUUGUUAUUAAAAGCUUGUUAUAUGAUUACACACAUGUAGAAAAAGAAAUGUGUAGUACCCAAAGAUUAGAAGAAUGUUCAAAGAUGAUUAAAGAUGAAGGCUAUUCUGAUGAUAAUAUAACUUCUCAAAAUAAUGAAAAAAACUAUCAAGAUAAUAAUAUAAAUAAAUAUAAAUCUGCACAUCUUCCAUACCAUAAUAAUGAAAAAGAUAAAUUAAAAAAAUACAAAACAGAAGAACUUCAUAAUCAAAAGGAUGAUACCUAUUCUAUAUAUAACGAUAAUUAUGAUGAUAAUGAUGAUGAUGAUGAUGAGAAUGAGAAUGUGUUACAUAAUAUGGAUAUCCUACAACCAAAUGAUAUUCAAAAUAAUAAGAUGAAAAAAUUACAUAGCAACCCCCAAUUAGUUAAUAAUAUAAAAUAUGGUAUUUGUUUCGAAAAAGUUUUUGUCAGUUAUAAAAAGAAAAUUUGUAUUGAUAGAAAAAAUAAUAAAUAUGAAUAUGUAAAUGAAAAAUCUUGUUUAAAAAAUAUAAAUAUAUAUGCUUUAAAAAAUCAAAAAAUUGGUAUCGUAGGGAAAUCAGGUGCAGGAAAAAGUACUAUGAUAUUAUCUAUUCUUGGUUUAAUAGGUACUACUAGAGGAAGAAUUACUAUUGAAGGAAGAGAUAUAAAAACCUUAUCCUUAGAUGAAAGAAAAAAUAUUAUUGGAGUUUUACCACAAUCUUCUUUUGUAUUCUUUCAUUGGAAUAUUAGAACAUUUAUAGAUCCAUAUAAAGAUUUUACAGAUAACGAAAUUGUUGAUGCUUUCAAAUUAAUAGGAAUUAAUUUAUCUUAUGAUGAUCUAGAUAAAUUUAUUUAUAAACAACAACGACAACAAAAAAAAAAAAAAAAAAAUACACAUAAUUUAUGGAAAAAAAAAAGUUUUAUUGAUUUAACUAAUUCUAUCUCCUUAUCAGAUGAAUGUAUUAGAUAUCUAUCAUUAGUACGUCUUUUCUUAAAUAGACAUAAAUAUAAACUCAUUCUAAUCGAUGAAAUACCUGUACUCAAUUUAUGUUAUACUACCAAACAAUUAAACAACUUCUUUACAACAGAUAUUAAAUCUUUUGAUUAUAUUAUCAGAACAUUCUUUCAAAACACUACUGUACUUAUUAUUGCACAUGAUGCAAGUACACUCUCAUGUUGUGAUUUUAUUUACGUCAUCGCAAAAGGAGAAGUAGUCUAUAAAUGUAGUAAUAAAGAUGUUCAAACACAAACCGAAUUAGCUAACUUGCUUCAAGAAAAACAAUUAAACUGA
Plasmodium gaboni is the source of this 6225-nucleotide messenger RNA. RefSeq names its product ABC transporter, (CT family). Gene Ontology annotation, biological process: transmembrane transport. NCBI's taxonomy places the organism in Eukaryota, Apicomplexa, Aconoidasida, Haemosporida, Plasmodiidae. Bases 1 to 6225 code for a protein of 2074 amino acids. Gene Ontology annotation, cellular component: membrane. Gene Ontology annotation, molecular function: ABC-type transporter activity; ATP hydrolysis activity; ATP binding. The transcript has a single exon. The record is from RefSeq and is a predicted model, not a curated record.